Messenger RNA from Mya arenaria, 2398 nucleotides. Its product is annotated as zinc finger protein 239-like. The record is from RefSeq and is a predicted model, not a curated record. The transcript has 2 exons. Lineage: Eukaryota; Metazoa; Mollusca; Bivalvia; Myida; Myidae. Bases 85 to 1164 code for a protein of 359 amino acids.
GUGCAAUGGUGGAGUGUGUCAUUUCAUCAUUUUAAAAGGUUAUUCGAAGUUAUUUAUCAGUAAGCUGAUAACGUUUGGAUACACAUGGAUUCAUACACAACAGAAAAAACAUUCACGUUGGAAGUCUGUGGUGUUGAUUUGUCUCAGAAAUCAGAAAUAAAGCAUCACCCGAUAAGGCAUACUGUAGAGGAGACUUACACGUGUGAGAUUUGUGAUGCUGUUUUUUCACAAAAAAGUAAUUUACUUACCCAUAUGGUAACACACACAAAACAGAAGCCCUACAAGUGCGAGAUAUGUGAUGCUACCUUUGCACGGAAGUGGAAUUUAAAAGCACAUAUAAAAAUCCACACAGGAGAAAAGCCAUACAAGUGUGAGUUAUGUGAUGCUGCUUUUUGUCAGAAAAAGGAAUUACAAACACAUGUAAGAAAACACACUGGAGAGAAGCCUUACCAAUGUGGGUUUUGUGAAGCUGCUUUCUCUCAUCGAACUACUUUACUUCAUCAUAUAAGAAUACAUAAAGGAGAGAAGCCAUACAAGUGUGAGAUAUGUGAUGCUGCUUUCUCCCAGAAAAGUGGGUUACAUUCACAUUUAAGAAUACACACUGGAGAGAAGCCAUACAAGUGUGAGAUAUGUAAUGCUGCUUUCUCUCUGAAGCAUCAUUUACAAAGACAUAUAAGAAUACACACGGGAGAAAAGCCAUAUGAAUGUGGUAUAUGUGAAGGUGCGUUCUCUCAUCGAAGUACUUUACUUGAACAUAUUAGAAUACACAAAGGAGAGAAGCCAUAUAAGUGUGAGAUAUGUGAUGCUGCUUUCUCCCAGAAAAGUGGGUUACAUUCACAUUUAAGAAUACACACUGGAGAGAAGCCAUACAAAUGUGAGUUUUGUGAUGCUGCUUUCACACAGAAGAGUGGGUUACAGCCACAUGUAAGAAAGCACACAGGCGAGAAGCCAUACAAGUGUGAGUUAUGCGAUGCUGCUUUUUCCCAGAACAGAGGGUUACAGGUACAUAUAAGAAAACACAUAGGAGAGAAGCCAUAUAAGUGUGGGAUAUGUGAUGCUGACUUUUCUCGGAAAUAUCAGUUACAAACACAUAUGAUAUUACACACAAGAAGCCAUACAAGUACUAACAAAUGCGAUACAGAUGAUUUUAUGCUAAGCAUGUAAGGUCUUAGAGACUAAAUGCAUACAUGUCCGAAGAAAAUAUGGAUAUACAUGUCUUGCUGAUACCACUCAUGCAAUUUAUAAAAAUUACACACGAUAAUACAUACAGAGGGGAAACCAUGCAUGUUUGAAUCUGUGAUGCUUGUUCCUCUAAAUAAGGUAUUUUACAGAAACAUAUACAUUUAAGAUGCCUCAUACAUGUGUGACCUAUGUGAUGUUGCUUCUUCAGAGAAAAUUUGUUCACGGAAACAUUAAGAAUACACACAGUAGAUAUUAUAUUUCAGUGUAAAAGAUGUUGUGAUGAUUUCUCCUAAGUAAACUACGACCUCAUAUAUCAGACGUCUCUCUGAAACGCUAACACAUUUAUAUUUGUGUAUAAGAGACACAUGUGAAGCGGCAAUUUACUAAAUCCUACCCAGGGCAUAUGCGUCAUAUGAGAGGUCUCUCAGAGAUAUAUAUCAGAGAUCUGAUAUAUUUGUGUGAUUCAUAAUAUUGUUAUUCAGGUUUAUUCCUAACUGUGGUUCUUUUAUAUGUUUCAUCCUUUCUUACUUAUAUAUAUAUAUGCGUCUUAUAUUACAAUGUUUAAGCAGUUUUAAUUGACCCAAGUAUUACAUGCUUUACCAUUGCUAAACAACGCGCUGCUGAUUGAAUUUGCCCAAACAAUUUUACAUCUAGUGAUACAAUGUAUCUACAUGUAUAUUGAAAUAUAUGUUUCGCUGGUUUUAUUUGUGUUAUAUAUAAUAUUGUAUUUCAAAUGAAAUCCAAACUGUAACUACGGUUCUUUCAUAUGUUUUAUCGUUUCUAAUGAUAAAUCGUAUUAAGUAGUUGAGUUUUUAAUCGUGUAAAAUGCAUUUUAAACCUUUUGUUGUAAACUGCGCAAACUACAUGUACAUAUAGAUUCAUGCAUUUGGCACUUUAUGUAACAAAAUAUUUUUUAUAUAUAUCCAUCUUCUGUUAUUCAAGUUGGGGUUUUAACUCUUUAUUUCACCCGGAACAUUGUAGAUGUUGAAUGUAUGUUUAAAUCUUGUCAGACAAAUAUCAGUAAUACUGUAUUUAUGUAGGUUAACAUAUGAGUGACCCAUUUCAGUAUUUGUAGACUAUGUUAUAUCUGAACAUUUAAUUAAAUGAAUCAUUUCUAGCUUGACUAUAUUUAUGUAUUAUUCAACGUCAAGGUACUAAGUGACAGGCCGGGUCGAACUCGUAUUGAUGAAGGGAAAACGUAACAAUAUGAAUGAAU